UCAAUUAAAUACCAAGAAAUUGUUUUGUUACAUUUCUAUUGUAAACACUGCCAAACAUAGCGAACAAAAUAUACGAAAGAACGAUUAAGUCUGUGCGUCGAAUAAAGUUUGAUUGUUGCAACGGUGAACAGAAAAAAAUGCCAACGAUACGUUUUAGUCGACCAUUUGCUUCGGGAAGUCGACCGACCCCGGAUCCGUUUGAUAAAUUCCUCGAUUCAAAUGGCCUUUAUCGAAAGCAUACGCCACGCGAUUCGACGAAUUUGUUUCGUGUCGUCUCUGAGCAAUUGUACGAUACACAAGAUCAUUACAAACAGGUGCGCAAGGAUUGUGUGAAUUUUAUGAUAAAACAUCGUGAUCAAUAUGAAUUGCUGGUACAAGGUGAUUUCGAUGAAUAUGUACGUGAAAUGGCCAAUAAUGACACAUUCGGUACGCUGAUGGAAUUGCGAGCAAUGGGCUACUUGUUUAAACGCAACAUUAAAUUGUAUCGACCAUUCGAUUUGGGCAUUUGGUUCAUCGAAGAUCCCGAGUAUACCGAGCCAGCGUUGCAUGUAUUUCAUGGUUCUCACUUUGAUUCCAUCUUCAAAAAGUCAUACAUUAUCAAGGCGGCAUUCUGUCAAUCAAUUGUUUACGAAAUUCUUUACAAAAGAGUGUUCAGAUUACCCGAUAUCGAAUAUUCGGUGGAAACAAUGCUGCACAGCGAUAUAAUCCAUGAGCCGAGCUCACAUGAAUAUGAAAACGAUGAAUAUGCAACACACAUCAUUUUCGAGGAUGGUCGCCAAUUUCAACUGGAUCGACCUGAAAAUACGCUCUGUAUUCUGAAUGAUCCAAAACAAUGUCACUUCCACAAUAAAAAUUUCGAAGAGCUUAUGAAAUACCACUCAAAGCGAUAUGAAAAAUCAAAUUUAUCCGAUAAAUUUUGUUCGUGCGUUCGUCAACUGUUAUUUGAUGGAAUAACACCAUUCCCGUAUAAGGUUGCUAAGGCACUUGACGAGAAUAUUUAUCGAAACGUUGAGUUUGAUUCAUGGAAUGAAAUGCGCAAAUUGGCACGGUCCAAACAAAACGUAUCCUAUAAGGUUGGCAUUGAUUGCUUGGUUCGAUUAAACGAUAUCGAAGACGAACUGUUCAAAUGCCGCAUCAAAUCGAAAGGAUCGUCUUCCAAUACAUACGUGGUUUACAUUGAGCAAUUGGGUGAAAAGCGUUUGGUGCCAUUUACAAGUUUGCGUCCGUUAAACGAUAAGCGGUGUGAAAGUAUUAAAUCGCGCCAUCAUGAUCCGUGCGCAAAGCCAAUAUCGAAGAAAGCAAGCAUCGAAUAUGUGUCGCAGCAUCAGACACGCGACGCAUCAUUACACACACUCAAACGAGAAAAGUUUGACGAUUAUGUGUUUGAUUACGACGCCAUUUGCGAAAUAUCAAAGACGCUGGACCUCGACUCGUACAUAAAUUUGUCAAAUUUUCCAACGAACAAUCAACAAGAAAUCAUUGCAUAUCCAUUGGCAUAUUCACAAAAUCCAAAUAUGAAUACAAACAACGGUAGUAAUAGCAACAAUAAUAAUACGGUUGCUACAAAGAUGAAAAAUCGCAAUCAAAAUUCGAACAAUGCAAAGGUUUCUGAUUCCAAUGAAAAGCAACAGCAUCAGCAACAGCAACACCAAAUGUCAAAGGCGGAUGAUGAAAUUCCAUACACGAAAAAUGUUCACGACACCAAACAAGAAUCACAAAGCGGCUAUUAUUCACAUCAGGCACCUGAGCAACAUGUUGACACCGGCACACAACAACCAAUGUCAGGUUAUUAUUCACAAAGUUCGACACCGGUAUACUAUUGCUCAACAUCCGAAUACAAUGAACCGAAUCAAGUGUACCAAUCAGAGAUGGUGUUGCCACCACAUGGAAGUGUAUAUACGAUUCCCGCGUAUCAAGCACCACCAAUCCAACCAAAUUUAUACACGCCAAUCGCUGGAAACCAAAUGCCACAUUAUCCAGUUCAUGUUGGUAAUUGGCCGGCAUACAAUCAACCAAACAAUGCACAAGGCUAUGUUUUUUCGGGUCCACCAAUAUAUCCAAUGCCACCUAUUCCAACUACGGUUCCAUAUUUGCCGUUCCUUAGUCGUGGACUACUCCGAUCAAAUGGUCGCAUCAAUUUCAAUUCGACCUAUGCAUACGCACCGAAUGGAGAUGAUCUUCCAUUGAAUGACAAGGCAUCGCUGAAGUUUUACUACAAUCUUGGCGUGGAAUACUACAAAUUAUUGCAACAAGUCUAUGGUACCGGUCAAUUGAUGGCAAUGAUCGACGGUGAACCAUGUGUUGAGAAUAAUUUUGAUCAGCAAUCAAGCGAAAACGAAAGCCAACAAAAUCAGUUGGUUUCGGAUAUGCAGCAAAUGAACUUUGAAUCGAAUGACAACGAUGUCCAAACAUCGCCAUCUAAGAAUCCAAGAAUUUACAACGAGUAUUCAUACGGUCGUCGCGGUGCGAAUCCGAAGUAUAAACGAAACGAUAAUCGACCAAAUGCCGGAAAACAUUUUCAAGGAUCAUUUCAAGGUACAUUUGCUGGUCCAACGUCGAAAUCGUACUCAAAAAAUGGUCAAAAGUAUAUGAACAAUCAGCAAAGUGCAAGCAGCAGUUAUGAUGGUACUCCGGUAAAGGAAUUAAGUGGAAAAUCCCAUCACCAAGGUCACAAUAUGCAACCGAAACGCGAUCAAAUGAAGCCAGACAAUGAAAUGGCCAUGGGAAACAACGGUUUUGGUUCCAAUGUUCCACCGUAUCCGUUUCAUGAUCCAAACGAUCAACAUCUCGGACCACCUGGAAAUGUGUUCCCACGCAUGACUCCACCAUUUGACAGUAGACGUGCACCGCCGGCGAUUCAAACCAUUCCAGGAUAUCCUCAAGUACAUGGCAAUUAUUGGAUGCCAAAUCCACCACCAAACAUGCACAUGGUACAACCCCAGCCGCAACAACUGCAACAACAAUCGCAGCAGCAGCAGCAACAACAACAACCAUCAAGUCAAUCUUCGUUGAAUACAAGCGCUGGUUCUUCAAACCCAUCCCAAUAAACUUAUUAGGCAAAUUGAAAUCAAACUCAAUCAAAUUAGUUCAAUCCAAACGCAACAUGGUCAUGAACGCACUUAAUUGCAAAUAGCUAAUACUUCAAUGAUUAAGUUGCAUAGAUUACAAAAACUAUUAAUUACUUCUUUUUUAUUUAUACGCAAAGCGAUCAAUUCCAAAACAUACUAUUCGUACUCAUUCAAAUGUAGCUUAAUCAUAAAACACUACUAUUCAUAUCCUGAACGACUCGAAAAAUGCACUAUUUUGUUUUGAAAUGCUCCAAAUGUGAUCAGUCGGUGUCUUUGAGCGAUUCAUUUAUUUGCACACAAAAUCCAAUGGUGCAAAAUACGUACAGUAUAUUUCUUCACAGCCACAAAACAAUAGAGCCUUUUUGGAUGUUUUGAUAGCAUUUAUUUUUCGAUUAAAAGGAGGGUUCACUGGCAAACCGCAAUAUUUCGAAAUAUUCGGUAGAAGAGCUGAUAAAAUUAAAUGUUUAAUUGAAUUCAACUUUAAUUUAGAAGUGUAAUGGCCACGUUUAAAUUAGUUUACCAUAACAUAGUUGACACUUCACAGGCUUCAUUUGAUUUUUUCAUUAUUUUUUGCAUACAAAUAAAAUUACUACUUAAAAUUACUAUUGAAAAAAUAGUUAAAAAAAUAUUUUCGUAUAUUACGUUAUAUUAUAAAAUAAAAGGCGUGAAACAUUUUAGUAGCAUGCUAACGUUCAAAACUUAAUUAAA
This is a messenger RNA of Contarinia nasturtii (swede midge), 3776 nucleotides long. RefSeq names its product protein ovarian tumor locus-like. Lineage: Eukaryota; Metazoa; Arthropoda; Insecta; Diptera; Cecidomyiidae. The transcript is spliced from 11 exons. Gene Ontology annotation, biological process: protein deubiquitination. The coding region runs from base 138 to 3047 and encodes 969 amino acids. Gene Ontology annotation, molecular function: cysteine-type deubiquitinase activity. The record is from RefSeq and is a predicted model, not a curated record.